Molecule: messenger RNA, 1727 nt
Organism: Cephus cinctus (wheat stem sawfly)
Lineage: Eukaryota; Metazoa; Arthropoda; Insecta; Hymenoptera; Cephidae
Gene: or
Product: AP-3 complex subunit sigma-2
Exons: 3
Coding region: 534-1109 (191 amino acids)
Biological process (GO): intracellular protein transport; Golgi to vacuole transport
Cellular component (GO): membrane coat; AP-3 adaptor complex; intracellular membrane-bounded organelle
Source: RefSeq, a predicted model, not a curated record
AGCACAGUCAAACUGAGUUUAUGCAUUGAAUCGCGUCGAAGAAAACGGACGAGAGUGUGCAGCAUGAAGUUCAGACGUCACAGUAAGAAAUCAAAUGUCAAUACUGGACUUCCGUAGAAAAACGUUCAAGCUCUGCAUUGGCGGUAGCGGUCGGUAGGGAGUAGAGUCCCUCUAGUGACUAGAGGGAUUGUAGUAGGGAGCCGUUAAUGCGUGGACGCUUUUCAAAGAGGGAAGAGAGUAUGUCAUCUACGGUGGAGUUAGUUCAUGAUUUAUCGACUGUGACAAGUAGUUGCGAGUAGUUACUGGCACAUCUGAUCUCCUCAUUGGAGGAGUCAGCCAUAAGGAAAGGAAGGGGAGUUGCGAGUAGUCACCAGUGAUUAUAAGAUUAUACAAAACACAUUCGCGCGAGAUCCUUCACGGUCUGACAGAAUUUUGUAACCUGUCCUGCUUUAAGAUAAGAGUUCUAAGCUCCGAUGUUGGAAAUUUGAGAAUCAUCUGCAGAAAAAUCGGUCAGUCCGAUCGAUCCUUGCAUCAUGAUCAAGGCAAUUUUAGUUUUCAACAACCAUGGAAAGCCACGGCUUUCUAAAUUUUAUCAGUACUUUAAUGAGGACAUGCAGCAGCAAAUAAUUAAGGAGACAUUUCAACUUGUCUCAAAGAGAGAUGACAAUGUCUGCAAUUUUUUAGAAGGUGGUAGCCUUAUUGGAGGUUCAGACUAUAAGCUGAUAUAUCGUCAUUAUGCCACCCUGUAUUUUGUGUUUUGCGUUGAUAGUUCAGAAUCUGAAUUAGGAAUCCUAGAUCUGAUUCAAGUAUUUGUGGAAACACUUGAUAAGUGUUUUGAGAAUGUGUGUGAGUUGGACCUCAUUUUUCAUGUUGAUAAAGUCCAUUAUAUACUCAAUGAACUCGUUAUGGGUGGUAUGGUUUUGGAAACUAACAUGACUGAAAUACUUACAAGAAUCGAGGAUCAGAACAAACUUGAAAAACAAGAGGCUGGAAUCACCGCAGCGCCGGCGCGCGCCGUUUCGGCAGUCAAGAACAUGAACAUACCGCAGCAGAUAAAGGAUAUGAAGCUGCCGGACUUGCCGCAAGCAAUCAAAGAUCUGAAGUUCUGACCAGCAGUGACGUCGUUAGCUCCUAGCUGACUGGUUUCAACCUCUGCCUCGAACAUGACCGACACCACGACAACGACCUUUUCCUCUUCCUGUCAAGUACACGAGAACGCACCUAUGCUGCCUAGUGCCUCAUCUUACGCAUGCCCUGGUCUUUCUCACCAUUACCAGAGCUAAGGAUCCCUGGACAUCGCUGUUCCGCUAUCGAAGGUGGAUUGACAUGUGUGCCAAGACUAACUAAUCCUUUUGUCGGUCCACAGAUCGGAUCGGCGAUAAGUCAGGAUUCAGAUGGUGAAAGUGAAUUAAAGUUGUUGGUUUUCUUAAAUUAUAAAAUUGCGCGAGGUGUUUCAAAGUGACACAUAAAAUAAUGUGAGAGAAAUACAGAUUUAUCAACGAUGAACAGUUAUAAAAAAAAAACAGUUUAAUAAUGACUGUCUGCGAUAUUGCAUUUUUUUUAACUCUCCAUUGUGCAUAGUUAAUCAUAAGUCCUAAACAAAUAAUUCGCUAUUGCUCCCUGCUCGUCCGAGAAAAUCUCACUAUUGCACGUAUACCUAGCAGAUACGCUAAAUGUUCAUGUUAUUCUGUAUUAAAUAUAUAUUGAAUAAAUAUUAUGUCCAAUUA